UUUACCCAUUUAGAUUAAUCUCCCUACAAAUUAUUAUUCUAUUCUACUCACAGGCUGUCUCUGACUGCCACAUUUUAAUACUAUAUCAAUUUUCGUGUACUUCAAACCAUGUCCUCCUCUCCUCAACCAACACCAUCUCGAACCUUGUUGUUAAAUGACUACUUUAUGCCAUGUUGGUCAAAAUAAUCUCAUGAUCAUCAUUCUUUAUCCACACCCUAAUUGAUCUUAAUCAAGAGUAUCUAGUAUUAAUUUAUGUAGAGUAUCUUAUAGUGAAAAUUUCAAAAGGCUUUGACACAUGGGGUGGCCCAGAUAUAUCAGUGGCAGAUGAAGAAAGAUUCAUUUAUUUGCAUCAUUGAGGGCAGGGGUGCAUUCACGACAGAGCCAUAGCAGAACAACGUGUAGUACUAGAUAAAAAUAACAAACAUUGAAUUGGAGAUCCACAAGUGUAUGCUUUGGUUCUCCUUGUUAUUCUUCUUUCUCUCAAUUUUCUUUUUCCCCCAAACACGGUUAAACAACUUGGUUGGGUGCAUUUCCACCCAACCCACGUUGUCUUCUUCUUCUUCUCUGUCUUUGUAUAUCAAUUUUGCUGUAAAUGCUUCUCUAUGGGGAAGAAAGGAAGUAGUACCUCAUGGUUAACUGCUGUCAAAAGAGCUUUCAGAUCUCCCACCAAAGACACUGACAAAAAGAGUAGUAGAACAAGGGAAGAUUAUGAUCAUGAAGAAGAUGAAGAGAAGAAGAGAGAAAAACGAAGAUGGAUUUUCAGAAAACCUGCGAAUCAUGAAACAACAACAGUGAACAACACUCAACAACAACAACAACAGCAGACACCAACGAAAUUGAAGCAUGAUGUUGUGGCGGUUGCUGCUAGUGGAGGUUCAAGGACAGAGCAAGGUCAGAACCACGCGCUUGCGGUGGCGGUGGCAACUGCAGAGGCGGCUAUGGCCACCGCUCAAGCUGCGGUGGAGGCGGCGAGGUUGACCAAGCCAAAUACGAAGAAUCAUGCUCGGGAGCAUCAUGCUGCUGUUCUGAUUCAAACUGCUUUCAGAGGCUAUCUGGCGAGAAGAGCGCUUCGUGCGUUGAAGGGGUUGGUGAAGUUGCAGGCUCUGGUGAGGGGGCAUAACGUGAGGAAGCAGGCGAAGAUGACGCUUCGGUGCAUGCAGGCUUUGGUGAGGGUGCAAGCGAGGGUUCUUGAUCAGCGUAUAAGGUCUUCUGUUGAUGGAAGUAGAAAAUCCACCUUCAGUGACACUGGUAGUGUUUGGGAAUCACGGUAUCUUCAGGAUAUUUCUGAUAGGAAAUCACUUUCAAGAGAGGGAAGUAGCAUUGCAAGUGAUUGGGAUGAAAGACCACACACAGUUGAAGAAGUGAAGGCCAUGUUGCAGCAGAGGAAGGAAGCAGCUAUGAAGAGGGAGAGAACCUUGUCACAAGCUUUUUCCCAACAGAUUUGGAGGAAUUGUAGGACAUCAUCAAUUGGAAAUGAAGAGGAGAUGGAAGAGAGACCGAAAUGGCUUGACCGGUGGAUGGCGCCGAAGCCGUGGGAGAAUAGGGGAAGAGCUUCCACUGAUCAAAGAGAUCCCAUUAAGACAGUGGAAAUUGACACAGCUCAGCCUUAUUCAUAUCUAGGAGCUAAUUACAGAAGAUCACAUCCUAAUUAUCAGUAUAACCCAAACAACCACCAACACCACCACCACAACCAUCACCACCAACAACAACAACCACAGAGACAUUCCAUUGCUUCCCCAAUCCACAGAACCCACCAAAAUGGAUCCCUUCACCAAUCCCCUGCAACCCCUUCUCCAGCAAAAUCAAGACCCAUCCAAGUCAGGUCAGCGAGCCCCCGCUGCGUUAGAGAGGAUAGAACCUACCCCACCUCUCAAACACCAAGCCUGAGGUCUAAUUACCAUUACACAGGGAACUUGUAUCAAAAUGCCAGGGUUGGAACAAGUAAUGGUGCUGCUAGUGCUACAAUCCCUAAUUACAUGGCAGCAACUGAGUCUGCAAAGGCGCGAAUUCGGUCGCAGAGCGCGCCUAGGCAGAGGCCUUCGACACCGGAGAGGGACAGGGCUGGAUCAGCUGCAAAGAAAAGGCUUUCAUUCCCUGCUCCAGAUCCUUAUAAUGUAGGAGUGGGUUAUGGAAAUUAUGGGCAUAGUUUAAGGAGUCCAAGCUUCAAGAGUGUGGCUGCAUCACAUAUUGGGUUGGAGCAUCAAUCCAAUUACUCCUCUUGCUGCACUGAGAGUCUUGGUGGUGAGGUUUCUCCUUCUUCAACUGGUGACCUUAGAAGGUGGUUGAGAUGAUUUGUUGCUUACUUUGAUUUAUGAGGAAGUGUCAGAACUAUGACCCAUUAGGAUAUCAGUAUCACCAUUCACUGCUUAUUUUAAUUAGGCUUUUGUCAUGUUAGAGUUAAUUUAGCUAAGAAGGGGAAUCUUGGCGCAAGAGUAAAAAGUUGUUGUCAUGUGACUAAAGUCACAAGUUCAAGUCGUGAGAACAGUUUCUUGUGUGAAAAACAGGGUAAGACUGUCUAUAAUAGACCAAGUGGUUGGACUAUUCCCCGGACCCUUAGAGUUAUUUUAACUAACCCUUUCACCCCAAAAGAAAGGAAGUUACCCAGGGUGACCUGAACCUGAUCUUAGGAGCAGAGAAGAAAGUACCUUCUUGCAAGUAACCAUUCAAGUGUACGUUUAUCAUUCAUUUUCCACACUUUUGUAAGGAUGCCAAGAUAAAAGUGAGCCGUAUGUGGUGGCCUACCUCACUUGGGAUGUUGUAUUGAUGUUGAAGGAAUUGCCUAGACCCAUUUGAAUAGCCUUUAAUGGACUGUGCUGUCACAAUAACUUGAAAUAUUUUGUAUUUUAGUUAUUGCCUUUACAGUUAGUAAUGCACA
Molecule: messenger RNA, 2875 nt
Organism: Lotus japonicus
Lineage: Eukaryota; Viridiplantae; Streptophyta; Magnoliopsida; Fabales; Fabaceae
Product: protein IQ-DOMAIN 17-like
Exons: 5
Coding region: 603-2291 (562 amino acids)
Molecular function (GO): protein binding
Source: RefSeq, a predicted model, not a curated record